This is a messenger RNA of Scophthalmus maximus (turbot), 3100 nucleotides long. RefSeq names its product pyruvate dehydrogenase (acetyl-transferring) kinase isozyme 2, mitochondrial. The record is from RefSeq and is a predicted model, not a curated record. NCBI's taxonomy places the organism in Eukaryota, Metazoa, Chordata, Actinopteri, Pleuronectiformes, Scophthalmidae. Gene Ontology annotation, cellular component: mitochondrion. Gene Ontology annotation, biological process: protein phosphorylation; regulation of glucose metabolic process. The coding region runs from base 129 to 1373 and encodes 414 amino acids. Gene Ontology annotation, molecular function: pyruvate dehydrogenase (acetyl-transferring) kinase activity. The transcript has 11 exons.
UAAGUCCGUGUCUCGUGCAGCGGCGCAGGCUCAACACCACAGUUACUGUGCACUGUGUCUUCUUGCACAUUACUGUUUUAUGGGAUUUUUUUCUUCAUAAAUAGCGUUUUAAUUUUUGACUUUUGAGGAUGACUAGUAGGAUAAAGCUGGUGCGGUCUCUGGUGAAGGCUGCAGCUCUGGCCAACAUGCCCAAACAAGUAGAUCACUUCUCCAAGUUCUCCCCUUCUCCUCUGUCAAUGAAGCAGUUCUUGGACUUUGGUUCGACCAAUGCCUGUGAGCGCACAUCGUUUGUCUUCCUCCGUCAGGAGCUACCUGUCCGUUUGUCCAACAUCAUGAAGGAGAUCAACCUGCUGCCAGACCGGCUGCUGGCCACGCCCUCCAUCCAGCUGAUCCAGACCUGGUACAUCCAGAGCCUAAUGGAGAUCCUCGAGUUUCUGGACAAGAACCCUGAAGACCAUAGAGACCUUGAGACGUUUGUGGAGGUCUUGGAGGCCAUCCGGAACCGGCACAAUGAGGUGGUCCCCACCAUGGCUCAGGGAAUCAUCGAAUACAAAGACUCCUUUGGCCAGCAGGACGCCGUCACGGACCACAACAUCCAGUACUUCCUGGAUCGCUUCUACACCAGUCGCAUCUCCAUCCGCAUGCUCAUCAACCAGCACACUCUAGUCUUCAACGGCAACACAAACCCCGCCCACCACAACACCAUUGGCUGCAUUGACUCCGCGUGUGAUGUGACAGAGGUUGUACGAGAUGCCUAUGAGACUGCUAAGUUGCUGUGUGAGCAGUAUUACCUGGGGGCACCAGAGCUGGAGCUGAGGCAGAUGAACGCAAACAGCAUCAGAGAGCCGAUCCAGAUUUCAUACGUCCCAUCUCACCUGUACCACAUGCUCUUUGAACUCUUCAAGAAUGCCAUGAGAGCAACCAUUGAGAACCAUGAGGCCAGCAGGACCCUCCCACCUAUCAAAGUUAUGGUCGCCCUUGGUGGAGAGGACCUGUCAAUCAAGAUGAGUGACCGAGGUGGUGGCGUUCCCUUCAGGAAGACAGAGCGUCUGUUCAGCUACAUGUACUCCACAGCGCCCAGGCCCUCCAUAGGAGACAAACACAGAGCGCCACUGGCUGGCUUUGGCUAUGGUCUGCCCAUCUCUCGGCUCUACGCUCGUUACUUCCAGGGAGACUUACAGCUCUACUCUAUGGAGGGUCACGGCACAGAGACAGUCAUUCAUCUGAAGGCCUGGUCUACAGACUCUGUGGAGAGGCUGCCAGUUUUUAACAAGACUGCGCUACGCAACUACAAGCUGAGUUUGGAGGCAGACGAUUGGUGCAGUCCCUCCAAGGAGCCGUUGGACAUGGCUGUCUACCGCGUGACCAAGUGAAGCAGUCAUGACACGAUAUGACUUUCUAGCACAAACAUUUACAAGCUGACCAUAAAAUGACCUUUAAAGGCAGGCCAUUGUGGGACCAGAACUACUAGCCCGGCAUUGGAUGGGGGCGGAAGUAAUCAAAAGUGGCCAGGGAGAUGAGAGAUGGCCCAGCAUCGCAUGCCCUGAUCAUCUAGGAAAUGUUCUUGAUUAGAGCAAGCGCCGUCUUCUUCAUGCUUUCUUUACAUGUAUGGUGAAGAUUAAGGAAGAGAGAGGAAAAAAAAGAGGGUUGACAUUGUGAGUCAAAAUGGUGGACAGUCGAAGAUGAAGUGGUCGGAUCAAGAAAGAGAGAGAGAGAGAGAGAGAGAGAGAGAAAAUGCUAAGUUAAAGGCAAGGCUGAAGCGAAGCUGCUCUGGCAACUGAAGCUAUGUGGCACCUGUCAUUUAAAAAAACUCAGCUAGCUGCUAGCUGGCAGUGCUCUCUGAAAAUGAUCAGCUAGCUAGAUCCUUUAUGCCUGUAAAGACAAAAGACCCUCUCUUUUCUAUCUGACAUACGUUACUGGUGUGCCGAGAAAAAUUUGACCACACAAUAGGCAAAUUUAGCCACACACUAAAUAUUAGAGUUGUCUUAAUGGUCUGAAAGGUCGGUGGUUACCGUCGAAUGGGUAAUUGUCAUAAUACGUUUUUAGUGAUGAUUAAGAAGUAAGCUCUAUUAGAAAAGCAGCUCCUUCAAUUAGUAAAGUUCAGUCUUUCAAAAUCACAUUUAAAGACUUAGCGGCUAAAGUGAUGAACCAUGCAGCCCUAAAUAUGAGGAACGGGCUGUUUCAUUUAGUAAAAGACCCAUUGUAAGCAUUGGGUCAUUUCAACCCUUAGUAACAUCUGUUCUAGUCUAGGCUUGCAUAGAAAAUGUUAAUAUCCGUUCAGAAUUUUUGCAUCAGUUUACAAUGUGUCUACAUGAUUUCUGCUAUUUGACAAAAUCCGACAGAAUGUGUCCGAGGGGAUAUGUCACAAAAUGACAUUCAGGUGACAUGCUGAAAUAACAGCACAUGUAUUCCGGCACAUGUAUUAUGCAAACACUUGCCUCAGAUGGAAAAGCCUUUGGCACAAAUGUUAUUGAUACUGAUUCUUUUUUUAAUUAGAGUUGUUUUCAGGUCUUUCGGUUUCAAGAUGCCACAGGAGGUUUCCCUCAAAAACAAUACGUGCUGGUGCAUUUUAACCGAUAAGGGCUUUUUUAAUUAUUAUUAUUUUUUUAAUUGCUACAGGAGACAGACCACUUCCUUUCUUUGUGUGACUGGUUUGUCUUUGUGUGAAUCAGUCAUGCAGGGUUCUAUGCAUACUUGUCGUUUUUAAUUUAGUUUGUCUCAAACUAAUUGACUAUGUGGAAUUCCUGCUUUGUUGCUGAACAGAUGUCCAGCUGCCCAGUUGCUGACAGUACACAAGAAUUAAAGAUUAUUUAGUCAGUCAUGGUUAUCCAUUAAUUGUCGGAACUGUGUGGAAAAUAAGCACCUCAGUUUGUUUUGGGGAACCUGUAACAAAUCCAAACUGAAAUGUGUGUAUUGACUGUAUGAAAAUAAUAACUCUGCUAUAAUGUAUAUUGUGAUUGACCAUGUUUAUGCUAUAGUCACUGUUAUUGUAUGCUUGAAAGUGCCUGUUUUGCAAUUUAAAUUAGAAGUGAACUGUUCAUAUUGGAGGAACUUUAUUUUUUAUAAAGAACAUUUGAAAAAUAAAUAAUUCUGAAACGGA